AUUCCAUACCUGUUUAAGGUUAAAAAAACAUCUUACAAUUUAAAUUUUUUAUUUAUUUAAACAAUGUCCUCUACAGUGGACAUAAGUCAAUGGGCUGGGUCUCAGCAGGAUAAAGUAGAACAGAAAUCAGAUACUGGCUCUUAUGGUCUUUUAUCUUUAAGUGAAUCUGAUUGCAGCAUCUUUUCCCUCACAUGUAUGACUUUUCAUGAGAGUAGUAGGGUUAAGAAUUAACCCCGGAGGCUGGUGUAUCUCCUGGAGCCUCAGUGUUCGUAUAUAUAAGGAAGUGACUCCUCUCUCGAGCACCAGAGUGUUUGUGGCUGCCUUACAACAGGGAGCGGGGAAACCAAAAGUAUGAGAUUCUUAGUAUUGUUACCGUGCUUCCUGGCAGGCUGCCUGGCUCAGACGCCUCACCCAUGCUCAAGUCCUCCUCUCCUGAGCGGAGCCCUCACUAUAACCACACAGAAUGAAAAGCUGUGGAGUUAUGCCAAAUACCUGUACGAUGCGAUUGGACAACGGGUCCGGAUCAUGGAGCUGGGCACUUAUGAGAAUAAGUCAUUCAACUACGACGCUCUUCUGCUCUACAAAGAGGCUACCAUGUAUGAGAUCAACGAUGUUGACCGUACAUGCAAGAAAAAGCCUCUGAAGGCAGACUUCCAGCCUAUGGCAAUCCCAAAAAAUGCCUCUCUGCUGGCCCAGUCUGUUCUGGGCAGCUCGUCUGGACCUGGACAAGGACUCCUGGUCAACAGUUGGGUUGGAGACCUGCCAGACAAAUCAGGAAAGUACAUGAGCACAGUCACUGAAUUCGGUUGCAUCCCUGUGAGCAGUAUUUACCAGACGAAGGAGUAUGGAUGGUUGGUGACAAGCUUCUUCAACAACGUCAUUGGGAUAGAGGACCCCGGGCAGCUCACCCCUCCAGGAUUCUGCCAGGAUGCAGAGCUGAAUGCUGACAGCGAAGAAGAGCCUGUAGACUUCUUCAGAGUGUUCCUCAAAAAGCAUUGAGGCUUUCAGCACAGCAUUCCUUUAACCAAUGAUUUUCCAAUUGAACAAGUAGAGCUGCUGAAUCACGGCUUUGUUAGGUGGUAUACAUCACACCUACUCCUGCUAAUAACGUCUUUUUCCAAGCAUCUUGAGCUGAGUAUCUCAGACCAAAUUUAGCAGAAUUUGCCAUAUUUUUAAUUUCUUUCUUUUGUUGUGUUUUUGGUUAUUUUUACAUACACUACCCAACUUAAAGCGGCAUUUAUGAAUGUUUUCAUAGUGACAAUGGGUCCAAAAAACACCCUCUUUCUAUCAAUAUGCUGAUGUGUGACCAUGUGUACCAUGUAUGAACAGCAUUGUACUAGAAGGGCAAAAAAGAAUGCAUGACAGGAAGAAUCUUCAUCUUACAUACUAUCAAUUUCCCAAGUACCCAGUGAAAACAGGAACAUGAACUAACAUGACUUUAUAAUUUCAGAAAUUGUACCUGCAUUUGUAGAAAACUUGUUAAAGUUGAUUUUUAAUACAGUGCAACAUGAAUAAAAAGCAUCUUUGUGAUGAGAGAAGUUA
Messenger RNA from Perca flavescens (yellow perch), 1542 nucleotides. Its product is annotated as ependymin-2. The transcript is spliced from 6 exons. Gene Ontology annotation, cellular component: lysosome; extracellular region. Gene Ontology annotation, molecular function: calcium ion binding. Lineage: Eukaryota; Metazoa; Chordata; Actinopteri; Perciformes; Percidae. Gene Ontology annotation, biological process: cell-matrix adhesion. The record is from RefSeq and is a predicted model, not a curated record. The coding region runs from base 352 to 999 and encodes 215 amino acids.